Messenger RNA from Colletotrichum higginsianum IMI 349063, 2739 nucleotides. RefSeq names its product Protein kinase. The record is from RefSeq and is a predicted model, not a curated record. Gene Ontology annotation, molecular function: protein serine/threonine kinase activity; ATP binding. The transcript has 9 exons. Lineage: Eukaryota; Fungi; Ascomycota; Sordariomycetes; Glomerellales; Glomerellaceae. The coding region runs from base 1 to 2739 and encodes 912 amino acids. Gene Ontology annotation, biological process: peptidyl-threonine phosphorylation; peptidyl-serine phosphorylation.
AUGAAAGUUCCACCCAUCGAGGACGCGGACGAUGACCAGGUUCACGAGGGAAGAAACACCCUGAUUAGUGACCUUGAAGAAGACAUUGAGAUCAUUGAGGACCGAGGCGAGAGCCUAAGAGCGAUCCAGCUACAGUGGGAGAGCCAUGCACCGGAAUUCAAACACAGCGAGCAUGAAGAGUUGAGGGCGGCGCUCCUGAGUGCUCGUGUAAAGUCAUAUGAGGGGCAGAACUUUAUACCGACGCCAACCGUAGAAUGGCUACUGACUGCAGAAAGUGUGAGGCGGGAACUAGGUACAGAUGGCGAAUCUCACCGGUCGGGUUUCCUCCGAGUGUUUGCUACACUGGUCCUGAUGAACCGUCCCGCCGACAUUCGAAGAUUUAUGCAAUCCGGUAUCUCAGACGACGACGUUCCUCUUUCCGAGAGCCAGCUUCGGCCGAACAUCGUGUCCAAGGUUCACUUUUACCGGCUCGACAAGAAUGACAUUCUUCCCUUUACUACCGAAGAAUUGGGCGGUUCUGCACAAGAAACAGUGGGGGGAUACGGCGUGGUGCACAAAGCGCCAGAUAGGAGCUUUGCGGUGAAGAAGAUCCGAAAUAGCGACGAACGUUACUUCGCCGAAGAGUUGAAAGCCCUUCUGAGGUGCUCGAACGGGAGUCGUGGUCAUCUCGUUACUCCCCUGGCCGCUUUUCAGCGGGGCGAGACCUACAAUAUCGUCUUCAAAUGGGCAGAUGGAGGAGACCUACGGCAAUAUUGGAGAGCGAACCAAUCUCCUCGCCAGCUCACCCCAGAAUUCGCCCAUUGGGUAGCACAGCAAUGCCUAGGCAUAGCCACAGCGUUGGGCAAGAUUCACACCAAUACUCUUGCGAAGUCCGGCACACGGAAGUCGUCGAGAUCAAAGAUUGAGUACGGACGACAUGGAGAUAUCAAGCCCGAAAACUUGCUCUGGUUCCAUGAGCCCGGCAGUUGCGGAACCCUAUCAAUAGCCGAUUUUGGUCUGACCACGUUCCGUCGAUCUGCAGGGGCCCAGCAUAGAGAUAAGAGACAUACACCAACGUACCGGGCCCCGGAGUGUGAUCUUAACAGAGGUGUCACCACUCAAGCAUAUGACAUAUGGUCUCUGGGGUGCGUGUUUCUCGAAUUUACAACAUGGAUCCUGACCGGGUCCAACGGCGAUGCCACGUUCAGCAGAGCCCGAACCACAAAAGGUAUCGGGGACCUCCUUGAUGAUAGCUACUUUGUUAUCAAGAGAGACGAGGCAGCUGGCAGUUUAAGGGCUGAAAUCAAGCCUUCCGUUUCACAAGUCAGUGGCUCGCCCCCCCCCCCCCCCCCCCCCCCUACCAUGCACCCCAUGCUAACAGCCAUUGAAACCAUAAUGUUGCUGGUAGAUGUUGGACAACGCAUCGAAGCUUUAGACUGUGCUUCUGCUCUUGCUGAAGCAGCAUUGCUUAUAGAACCCGACAGCCCGAAUCAACUCGAAAGUUGGGUCUCCGGCAGUGUAGCAAGAGAGUCACCUUAUGAGAUACAGUAUGAGGGUACAGGAGUUGAGCAUCAGUUAGCGACUCCACUUCCUCGGGAGAGUGGCAUCCGAAAUCUGAGGUUGGAGCUUCUCGAUUCGACAUCUCACAGGAUAUCAACCUUUGAUGGAUUGAGGUGGUGGGUCGAACGCCAAUUUGGCCACAAGUUCGACUGGUUCUCACUGCCCUUGUUGGACCGCCGUCCAGCUUCGGCCGAGGCACGUCUCGUCUGGAACUAUGGCGGCCAUGACGUGUCGAUAUUUCUCAAUGGCCAUCAACUCCAGCGUUACAGAAGCCGUAUUCGAACUUGUGACCCGGGGAUUCUGCCAACAACGAACGCUCUCCAAACUUCAUCUUCUACAGCAUCGAUGAACUCGACGAGUUUGAAGUCCCACUGGGACUCCGUCGGCAGAAGUCUUUCGAAGACACUACAGUACUGGCAGAAAAACAACGCGGCCAAGUGUCACACUGCCGCGACACAUGCUCCGUCCAGUUUGACGGCCGGGAGUCGAAAGGAAUCGUAUUUCUGCAUCGAUAAGCACUGGACAAGCAUCAGACAGACCAGCAUGUAUACCGUGCCAUCCAUUGAUUCAUUGGAAGACGACUAUCAGCUUUUUCUCGCACUCCGAGAAAGUCUCACGGCUGCUCGAGGAUCUUGGCUCCACCGCCUGAGCUCUUGGAGAACUUGCACAGGGGUUCGGCUCUCCAAGUUCACCUUUCUCUUUGAUAACUGCGACUUGGUCAAGGCAUUCGAACAGGAAUUCAACGGGAACUAUCGAGAAAUAUGCAAAGGAUACGAUUACUGCUGCUUGCCAGAUUUGGACCCCCAAGAACACAUGGAACUUAUGGCUGAGACCAUACUGCAAGGGCUCCAGGAGCCCGAGCGCGGCAGAUUCGGUCGCGCCGUUCUUGACGGCAUUCCAAAACUGCAGUCCCCCCCCCGGAAUUCACAAGGGACAGUACAACUCCGGAUGGGGCUUCCACACAACCCAGGGGUAUUGCCUGAUGAAGAUCUUAUUGUGGGUAGGCGUGACCCUGUCUCCUGGGGUCGUCUUCGCUUUGGCCUGGCUUUCGUCGGUGAAUGCCUUGGACCUGCAGAAUGCCUUUGUGCCUAUAUCUUUACUGGCGGGUCUGUUUACUAUCAUGCUAGCAGCUGUCUUGAUGUGUACAACCUGAAGGGCCUAUGGAAGAUAAUUCUCUUUGGUAAAAAGGGUACUGCUUGA